Molecule: messenger RNA, 642 nt
Organism: Uranotaenia lowii
Lineage: Eukaryota; Metazoa; Arthropoda; Insecta; Diptera; Culicidae
Exons: 1
Coding region: 1-642 (213 amino acids)
Source: RefSeq, a predicted model, not a curated record
AUGGAAGAACAACUUCUUUCCAGUCCCUCGAAAGAUAGCUCCAAGAAAGCAGCUAACUCUCCUGUCACAAAUGACGAUAAGAAGCAACGAAAAGAUUUGGACAAUUUAUAUAAAAUCACCCUCAAGAGAAAUGAAGGCUUCAUCGACGAAGGUUAUUUCGAUAGCCUUUCAACUCAGCUAGUGAACGUUCAGCUGGCCAUUCCGGAAAAGGACCCGCAACCAAUAUUUGUUGGUUCUGGGUUUCUUUCUGGAAAAGCCUGGUUCCACGCAGCGGAUAGUUACAGCCUGCAAUGGCUUAAAUCAACAGUUGCUACGCUACAUGCCAAUGGUAGGUUCGCUGAUCUCGUUGUUUUGCCAUUUAUGCCUGUUUCUCCACUUCGACGUGCUACUACUUCCGUUCCCAGCGUCCCUCGGUUGGAACGUGAUGGAAGGAAAAAUUUUCGCCGUAUUAUUGCAAAACAAAACAAAAAUUUAGACAUUUAUUCGUGGAAGAUUGUUAGCAUAAGAUUGCUGCCUAAUGGAAGGUACUGUGUCAUCUUUUGUCUGGAUGAAGAUUCAGUUUCGCAACUUGAGGCCAGAAAAUUUUCCGUUUAUUAUUCUUUAUCUCAAAUUUCGAUAAAAGUACAUGCUAAAAAAGCUUAG